This is a messenger RNA of Lethenteron reissneri (Far Eastern brook lamprey), 3569 nucleotides long. Its product is annotated as paired mesoderm homeobox protein 2-like. Gene Ontology annotation, cellular component: nucleus. The record is from RefSeq and is a predicted model, not a curated record. Lineage: Eukaryota; Metazoa; Chordata; Hyperoartia; Petromyzontiformes; Petromyzontidae. Gene Ontology annotation, molecular function: RNA polymerase II cis-regulatory region sequence-specific DNA binding; DNA-binding transcription factor activity, RNA polymerase II-specific. Gene Ontology annotation, biological process: regulation of transcription by RNA polymerase II.
GGGUCGCGGCAACUUCCCAGUCGCGGCGACUCGGGAGGACCUCCACCACCUCCUCCUGCUGCUCCUGCUGCUGCAGCUCCUGCUGCUCGUCGUCUCGGGCAACAGGAAUCGGAUCGGGCUGGGGCGACUGAUGAUGAUGAUGAUGAUCGGAUCUCCUCGCUCCGCAUGACUCUGAUGACGACGAUGAUGCUGAUCUUGUGCUGAUGAUGGUGCUGAUGAUGAUGCUGCUGAUGGUGCUGAUGAUGAUGAUUCCUGGCCAAGCGUUGCGCGCUUGUUGACUUCCGCCCUUGAGCCGGCUGGCUGCGUCUCCCGACCGACCGCUUUGAUAGCAACCCCCGGUUCAUCCUGCGGAGCCCGCUCGGUCUGACCAUGAGCGGAGGUGGAGGUGGCGGAGGAGGAGGUGGUGGAGGUGGUGGCGGUGGGACGAUGCACGGCGCCGGGGUGGACAAGCAGGGACCUUUCUCGGGCGUCGACCCCGGGGGGGUCAACCUGCAGGCGCCCAAGAACUUCUCCGUGAGCCACCUGCUGGACCUGGAGGAGGCGGCGGGGGCGCUGCGCAGGGUCCAGCAGCCCCCCCCGGGGUCGAGGGGGGCCGCGCACGACGAGGACGAAGUGGGGGGGGCUCGGGGCGUCGCCUGCGCGAGGCAGAUGGAGCUGGGGGGCCUGAGCAGCGGCAGCGACACGGCGCAGCCGGAGGGUGAGGCCCUGGGCUCGGAGCAGGCCAAGAGGCGACGCAAGCAGCGGCGGAACCGCACGACGUUCAACAGCGCGCAGCUCGCGGCGCUGGAGCGCGUGUUCGAGCGCACGCACUACCCGGACGCAUUCGUGCGCGAGGAGCUGGCGCGGCGCGUCAACCUCAGCGAGGCGCGCGUGCAGGUGUGGUUCCAGAACCGCCGCGCCAAGUUCCGGCGGAACGAGCGCGCGCUGCUGGCCACGCGCAGCGCAGGCCGCGUGUUUGCCGCGAGCGGCGAGGCCGCCGUCGAGCAGCCGAUGGCCGCCCGGCCUGCGCCCCUCGCGGCGCCCGACUUCCUCUCCUGGCCUCCCGCCUCGGCCGCAUCCUACGGGGCCAUGUCCGCGUACAGCUCUGGCGGCGCGGUCAGCGGCCCGGGCCCUGGGGUGCACAUGGCGAGCAGCAUCGCGAGCCUGCGCCUCAAGGCCAAGGAGUACAGCCUGCAGCGCAACCAGGUGUCCACCGUCAACUGACAGCGCGCCGGGCGGACGACCGGGCUGCUGGGGAAACUGGGGGACAGACAGAUGGACAACCGGGAGGGCACAUGGACAAUUGAGAAGACAGACACAGACAGAGACAGGCAGCCAAACAAGCAGGUGGACAAUUACUUUGACAGCCACACCAACCAGGCAACCAAGAACAUUACGGAUGGACAGGUGGACAACUGGGUGAUCACGUGUCCAAUCAAGUGUCAGAGACACUGGGUGACCACGUGUUCAAUCAAGUGUCAGAGACACUGGGUGACCACGUGUCCAAUCAAGUGUCAGAGACACUGGGUGACCACGUGUCCAAUCAAGUAUCAGAGACACUGGGUGACCACGUGUCCAAUCAAGUGUCAGAGACACUGGGUGACCACGUGUCCAAUCAAGUGUCAGAGACACUGGGUGACCACGUGUCCAAUCAAGUGUCAGAGACACUGGGUGACCACGUGUCCAAUCAAUUGUCAGAGACACUGGGUGACCACGUGUCCAAUCAAGUGUCAGAGACACUGGGUGACCACGUGUCCAAUCAAGUGUCAGAGACACUGGGUGACCACGUGUCCAAUCAAGUGUCAGAGACACUGGGUGACCAGGGGACAACCAGGGAGACAGGUGGACAACUGGGGAGCUAAACGAGCAGGUGUCUACCAUCAGCUGACGACAACACCAGACAAGCAAGCAACCGGCAACUAGGAAACCGGGCAACCGAGCUACCAGGGGUCAACUCGGAGGACAACCGGACAGACAGGCAGCCAAGCAACCAGGCAACCAGGCAACAGGUGCCCACUAAGCUACCAAGCAACCAGGAAACUCCCCAUGCAGUCAGCCAUCCAGCCAGCCAACCUCCUAUCCCACCAGUCAUGCAUCCACCCAUGGGGUGGAGUGGACGGCCAGAGGAGAUUCGUUAGAGAAUUAAGGAGUCUCUGUGUGAGUCUGCGGGUCUCCAUGUGAGUCCAUGUGUCUCUGUGUGAGUCUGUGACUGGGGGAAAGAGUGUCCCAUCCCUCACAUUAUCGAUUGUCGUUGCCCAACCACGCACACUUUAGUAAUCCGGCCAAGGAAUGGAAUGCGUUCGAGGGGACGUUCACCGAGGAAACGGAGCGACGAAAUCAGUCCGUGGUGAGGUGCUCAAUGGAUUGCUGCAUCGUGAGGAUGGUGAGAGGCGGUGAUGGCUUGAGCAGGCCUUCAUCCGGCAGAGGACACAACAUGGCCGAUGAUGACAACGACAUAGAAGCCCUCAUGGCAAACCCAACGCACAACCUGACGGGAAUGCGAUCCCUUCCGUCCGGUGCCACACCAAGUCGAGAGGAGAUGAGUUGAGUGCGCUGAUGGGGGCGCCUCUGUCUCGCCUGCAGAGGGAAGGAGCCGCCCACCCCCCUCCCGGACACGCAGAGGGACCCCGAGAAAUCUCUGCGCCCCCCCCCCCCCCCAAGAGUCCCUAAGACGCCCCCUCUCUGAGGUUUCAACAAAGUCCAGGCGAGCUCCACCGAGAAGAGGACCAUGUACAGAUGUUUACUCCGUACUAUUGAUUUAACUCUUGAUGCUGUUGUUUAUUGUUGUUUAUGAUGAAUAUUUUUGUAUGACUUGACCUUUAAUAAGAAACUCAAAGCUGACCCUCACUUGUGAUGAUGAUAGUGAAGAUGAUCAUGGUACUUGUGAUGAUGAUAGUGAAGAUGAUCAUGGUACUUGUGAUGAUGAUAGUGAAGAUGAUCAUGGUACUUGUGAUGAUGAUAGUGAAGAUGAUCAUGGUACUUGUGAUGAUGAUAGUGAAGAUGAUCAUGGUGCUUGUGAUGAUGAUAGUGAAGAUGAUGAUGGUACUUGUGAUGAUGACAGUGAAGAUGACCAUGGUGCUUGUGAUGAUGAUAGUGAAGAUGAUCAUGGUACUUGUGAUGAUGAUAGUGAAGAUGAUCAUGGUGCUUGUGAUGAUGAUAGUGAAGAUGAUAAUGGUGCUUGUGAUGAUGACCCUGAUGAUACCUGUCAUGGUGUGUGUAAUGAUGAUAUCGGUGAUAAUGAUGAUGUAUGUGAUGUCAUUGUUAAUUAUGCUAAUGUAUGUGAUAAUGCGGUAGUAAUGAUGAUGAUGAUGUCUUAUAAUAAUGGUGACGCAUGUGAUGAUGAUGAUAACUGUGAUGAUGCUGCUGAUGUAUCUGAUGAGGAUGUAUGCUGAUGAUGUUCGUGACGAUAUCUGUGAAGGUGAUGUAUGUGAUGUAUGUGAUGUUUCAUAAUGAUGAUGGCAAUAAGCGGGGUGAUGACGGUGCCCGUGAUGAUGAUGAUCUCGAUGGGUUACAGCCCGUUCUCUCCGUCCGCGGUGUAACGGCGCUGUACACGUGAGGUGAAGCCAAUAAAGUCCCUACAUUACGCCUUA